Molecule: messenger RNA, 2308 nt
Organism: Salvia hispanica
Lineage: Eukaryota; Viridiplantae; Streptophyta; Magnoliopsida; Lamiales; Lamiaceae
Product: zinc finger CCCH domain-containing protein 32-like
Molecular function (GO): metal ion binding; mRNA binding
Source: RefSeq, a predicted model, not a curated record
UCUCUCUUUCUCUCUCCUCUUCCCUCCUCUCUUCUCACUCUCUCUCAAACCACCAAACCCCCUCUCGAUCAAAAACCACCCUUCUCUCUACCUCACUCACAAACAAUCACAUGCUGCUAUGUGUUUCUGUACCUACAGCGUAUGCAUAGCUCUGUAAAUAUCUAUCUCCGCACACUGUUAUGAAACAUUUCUGUUGUAUAGUGUAGAUACUGUAUAUAUUUGUAGAGAGAGAGAGCGAGAGCGUGUGUGUGUUGAGACAGUGUGCGAUAAAAAUAUGGAGAGAUACAGCGGGAUCCAGGCAAUGGAGGCAGUACCAGCGGAUCCGGUGGCGGAAUGGGCGGCAGUGGGCGGAGAAACCGGGCUCGAAGAGCCUAUGUGGCAAUUGGGCCUUGGUGGAGGGCCCGAAUCCUACCCGGAGAGGCCCGAUGAGCCCGAUUGUAUCUAUUACUUGAGGACUGGUUUCUGUGGCUACGGCAAUCGCUGCCGGUUCAAUCAUCCCCGGGAUCGUGGCACGGCUAUGGGAGCUCUCAGAGCUGGUGGAGGUGAGUACCCCGAACGUGUUGGCCAACCAAUCUGUCAGUACUACAUGCGCACAGGAAUGUGUAAAUUUGGUGGUUCAUGCAAGUAUCAUCAUCCAAAGCAAGGAGUUGGCUCUUCAGCUCCUGCAGCGCUGAAUAUUUAUGGAUAUCCUCUGCGUCCGGGAGAAAAAGAAUGUUCGUAUUAUGUAAAGACAGGGCAGUGCAAGUUUGGUGUCACCUGUAAAUUUCAUCACCCACAGCCGGCCGGGAUACCAAUGCCAGCCCCUCCUGGUCCUGGGUCUUUGACUGCCUCAGCAGCUAUGCCAACACCAGCUAUGUAUCCAGCUGGACCUUCUCCUUCUGUUCAUCAACCUUCCCAACAAUAUGGGGUUAUUCAAGGCAACUGGCCAGUUGCCAGGCCUGCUAUGCUUCAAGGCUCUUAUGUUCCUGGAAGUUACGGUCAUAUGAUCCUCCCCCCUGGAGUCGUUCCUAUUCCUGGCUGGACUCCCUAUCCGGCACCUGUUAGUCCCGCGGCUUCACCAAGUACUCAACAAACAAUUGGUACAGCCCCGAUCUAUGGGAUAACACAGUUGUCUCCUUCGGCUACUGCCUAUACAGGGUCGUACCUUUCCGUUACAUCUUCUGCUGGACCAUCAAGUGGCAGUCAAAAAGAACAAGCAUUUCCCGAAAGACCUGGCCAACCAGAAUGUCAGUACUAUAUAAGGAAUGGGGACUGUAAAUUUGGAGCUACAUGUAAAUAUCAUCAUCCACCAGAAUGGAGUGCGUCAAGGACCAGUUAUGUACUUAGCCCAAUGGGUCUGCCACUACGCCCAGGUGCACCACUUUGUUCUCACUAUGCACAAAAUGGAGUGUGCAAAUUUGGGCCCUCUUGCAAAUUUGAUCAUCCUAUGAGAUCUUUGAGCUACAGCCCUUCUGCAUCAUCUCUGACCGACAUGCCAGUUGCUCCUUACCCGGUGGGAUCCACAACUGCAACUCUGGCUCCAUCAUCCUCAUCAUCAGAUCUAAGGCCUGAGCUGCUUUCUGGGUUCAGUAAAAACCUGCCCUCGUCACAAAUUUCAUCUAUGAGCAGCUCAAGUGCAUCAGUUGGUUCAAUAUUCUCAAAUACUGGGGCUCUUCCUCAAUCGUACGUUCAGCAGUCCGGCCAGGGCUCUGUAUCUUCAAGUGGUGGCAGUAGUGCAAGUCAUGGUGGUGAGACACACGCAUCAAGCUGAUGUGGAAGUGCGAGUCUAGCAACUUCCAUAAAGCAAAGUUCAAGUUUUUGGUGCCAGCGACCUUCAUCCUUUCAGGUCUUAGCACAACCUUUAGCUACUUCCAUCAUUGUUCAUAAAUAUCACGUGGCCGCCCCCCUUUUGAAAUAAGCCAUACAUACCCAAAAAAUCAUAUUUAGCUUUUCAACUUAAUCUUUCAAUAACAAAAAGCCCAAAUCCAACCCCCCCUUUAGCUUAAUUCCCAUCCCCUGCUCGAAUUUUGGAGCUUGUUGUCUAUUUAUGCUAUCUUUUCCGGAACGGGAAAGAUGAGUCCUCACCAUUCUCAAAUCUGGACAUAAUUACUGUUUCUACACCCCUUUCAUCCCAACUCGAUCUUGGAGUGAGCAUUGCUUCUUCUCCCCCUUUUUUGAUUGGGGAUCUUAUUCUCGACCGAUAAAACUUGUAGAAAUACAGAGGAAAUAUAAUGCUUCCUUUAUAUGUAUGAUUUGUAGUUAUGUGGUGAAUUAUGAAUUGUGCUUGAAUGGUGCUUCACAAAUUAUCCAUCAAAGAGUUCAGAGGAAA